This is a messenger RNA of Phaedon cochleariae (mustard beetle), 1082 nucleotides long. The record is from the annotation of a GenBank genome assembly. Lineage: Eukaryota; Metazoa; Arthropoda; Insecta; Coleoptera; Chrysomelidae.
GAACACUUCAACCCCCUCUUUAUAAAUAUGGUAUCUAUCAAAAACAUAACGAUUCCAGAACUUCAUACCUGUCUGUUGAAACUUUUUAUGGCAUAUUUCGAGGCAGGGAAUGCAAAUUUUCGUUGAAUCACCCUGUAUAGGCAUAGAGAUGUAUAGUUCGGGCACGUUCGAGUUUGAUAUAAAUUCUCUGUAUACGUACAAUGAGAGAAGAGGAUUGUAGAGCACGUACCUAGUUGGUUAAGAAUCAUAAGAACAACGAAUCAACAUGGCAGUAGACUAGAAGCAGAGUAGCAUGUAUUCAUUGACAGAUACAGAAAACCUAUUAUUAAGUUCCGAUGAAGAGGAAGACGUCCAACUCACCCCUGCCGAAGUGAUAGAAAUGAUGGAGGGAGCUUGGAUAAAUGAAAAGUUUGCUCCAGAGAUUCUCCCUCAUAGAUCAGAAAUAGUCGAUUGUCUUCUAGCCCAAGUAACGUCAAUGGAAGAAAAUAUUCAAGGCUUGGAUAGCAGCGAUUUCAAAAAGAGUAUCCAUCAGCUAGAGGUAGACAGACUGAGAUUUUUGGUCUCAAGUUAUUUGCGCACAAGACUGGAAAAGAUAGAAUGUUAUUCCACACAUAUACUAAAGGAAGAAGCUGAAAGAUCCAGAAGGGGGGAAGAAUCAUACUUGAGUGAACAAGAGUCAGUAUUUGCUAGAAACUUCUCCCAGGGCUUAGAGUUCUAUUUUGACAAAUUGUUGAACUUCUAUCCUGGUUUGCCAACCGAGAGCUGGAGUAGUAGAAUUAUUGAGCCAAAUCUACACAGUUUCAUCUUUGUAAAAUCGAAAACUGAUGUAGAAGGUGUAAUAAUUGAUGAUGGAACAGAUGGUGAUGAUUUAGCAGAUUUCAGGGCAGGAACACCUAUACUCAUUUCAUAUAACAGUGUAUCAGGUCUAGUGAAAAAGGGAGAUGUUAAUUUGAUAUGAAACUAGAUUAGAGAACAGUCAUAUAACCAUUCAGCCAAAUUUCUUGAAGAAAUGAGCUCUGAAUACUAUUUUUGUACUUGAAAUAAUUUUGUUAUGUAUUAUAAUAAAUUGGUUGAUAGUUAUA